AUGUCGAAUUUUGAACCGAAUGCAGUUAUUCGCGGCUUCCAGCUGACCGUGGUUGGCACUGUUCGUGCUUUGAUAAAUCCAAGGCUGUUCAAAUAUGAUCAUUUUCGACAGGCAGCCCUUGCCAUAGGAAUUGGGAUCAUCAUCCAACUUAUCGUCCAGAUCCCGAUCGUCGCAGUCAGGUUGCUCAUCUGGACCAGCUCAUGGGUUGUUAAUCUAGAGGAUGUCACCUGGGACGAUAAUCUUCUCAGCGGCCUUGACUUCCUGAACAAGUCCGUCUUGCAGGUCCCAUUCUUACUCAUGACGUUACUGAGAUACAUCACUCCCACUCUUGAUGAGAUCUUCAUGGAAUCCUUAAAUUGGGUUGAUACUACUUACGUGCAAAAACAUAAGACCGACGACCCCAAGACUCUGCGCGCCAUGUACUAUCCAAAUCUAGUCCAAUAUUCGGCCAAAGCCGACAAGAGCCAAUCCAAGCCGAUUCUUGAAGCACUUCUAGCGUUCGCCAAAAGAUACGGACGCAAGGUUGGCAUGCUUUUAGGAAUCUACCUCGCCUCUCUCAUACCUGUCGUGGGCCGCUUCGUGAUGCCCGCAGCCUCGUUCUAUACCUUCCGCAAUGCGGUUGGAACCACGCCUGCUGCCGUCAUUUUUGGGUCCGGAAUCAUCCUUCCCAAGCACUACCUCGUCACUUUCCUGCACAGUUAUUUUGCUUCUCGCAGCUUGAUGCGAGAAUUGCUCGAGCCAUACUUCACCCGUGUUCGAUUCACCUCUGAACAAAAGCGCCGCUGGUUCAAAGAUCGCGAAGGGGUUCUCUUUGGUUUCGCAUUUGCGUUCACAUUUGUCCUGAAAAUCCCCAUCAUCGGAGUCCUCAUGUAUGGCGUAGCGGAGGCUUCCACCGCGUACCUUGUCACCAAAAUCACCGACCCGCCACCCAGUCCCGCUCAAAGCGAAGGCUUCGCAGAAACCCAGGUUACGUGGAAGAAUAAGCACGACUUCCUAGAGUUGUCUCUUGAUAAGCUUGAUAAGCUGAACGUGGCCGCUCAUGAGCAGGAGACACCAAAGCCCGAAACCCCCGGGCGGAAGUUCGCCUAG
Messenger RNA from Aspergillus puulaauensis, 1089 nucleotides. RefSeq names its product transmembrane protein UsgS (gene usgS). The transcript has 5 exons. NCBI's taxonomy places the organism in Eukaryota, Fungi, Ascomycota, Eurotiomycetes, Eurotiales, Aspergillaceae. The record is from RefSeq and is a predicted model, not a curated record. The coding region runs from base 1 to 1089 and encodes 362 amino acids.